Messenger RNA from Camelina sativa (false flax), 1270 nucleotides. RefSeq lists its product as uncharacterized. NCBI's taxonomy places the organism in Eukaryota, Viridiplantae, Streptophyta, Magnoliopsida, Brassicales, Brassicaceae. The record is from RefSeq and is a predicted model, not a curated record.
CGUUUGCCGUUUGGGGUUAUAGAUUUCUUUGGCUUAAGUUAGUUGAUAACUUAUACCAACGGUCAGAGUAGACCAGAGCUUCGAGACACACUUGAAUGAAUCUCAUCGGAGAUUUCGUAGGCAAAACUGAUCAGAAUCUCAACUAAAAAAUUCUCAGAAAUCUCAAAGUUCAAAUCUUUUGUUCUCUUUCUGGGUCCUUCUUCUUCAACCUUUUACCAAUCGACCUUAUCUUCAUAAUUUGCUUUUGUGUUUUAUCAUUACGCAAUAAAGCACCAGUCUUUACUCAAUAAAAUCAGGUGAAACGGAGCCAGGAGAUGCUUAGUUUGCAGAGUCUUCCUCCUUUCUCCAUCUCCUUCCCAAAUCGGAACACCAAUUCCUGCUCAACGGCUCCACCUCGUGCGACCACUGACUUUGCUGCUACACCAAUCUCUCGCCGUCUUAUCCUUCUCCGUCAUGCUCACAGUUCCUGGGAUGAUCUUUCCCUCAGAGACCAUGAUCGUCCUCUAAGUAAAACCGGACAAGUUGAUGCUGCCAAAGUUGCUCAAAUCCUCUCCUCACUUGGUUGGCUUCCCCAACUCAUUCUCUCAAGCGACGCCACACGCACUCGAGAGACACUGAAGUCAAUGCAAGCGCAAGUGGAUGAGUUUAUGGAGGCAAAUGUACAUUUCAUUCCGAGCUUUUACUCCAUUGCUGCUAUGGAUGGCCAAACAGCUGAGCAUCUUCAUCAGAUUAUCUCCAAAUAUUCAACACCUGACAUUACUACUGUCAUGUGUAUGGGGCAUAAUAAAGGUUGGGAAGAAGCAGCCUCUAUGCUCUCUGGAGCUUCUGUUAAGUUGAAAACAUGCAAUGCUGCUUUGCUUCAGGCUUUUGGUGACUCCUGGGAUGAAGCUUUUGCACUCUCCGGGCCUGGCGGAUGGAAACUUGAGGGUGUAGUGGCUCCAGAUAGUAGCAUCUAUGUGUAGUAGCAAGCAUCCGAAGCUUCUAGUAUACCAUUUUUUCAUGGUUGCUUUUCUCCUCUAGGCUUGCAGCUUUUGCUACUACAGUAUGUUAUUCUUACAACUGCUUUACUGUUUACACAAUAUAUAAAAGGCGGUAAAGUUUCAUCCUUGUCUCUCAAUACCAUGUAGCUAUGCUUAGUUUUUAGCUGAUGAGAUGAACAACGCAAGAUCGGAUUGCGUCUCUUUAUCAGAUGCCUUAUGUAAGAUCCGAGCAUCACAGAAAUGUUCAAAUGCAAUCUUCAUUUAUAUAAAUUGGGGAGUUUGCAUAUUUA